Messenger RNA from Podarcis lilfordi (Lilford's wall lizard), 31195 nucleotides. The record is from the annotation of a GenBank genome assembly. NCBI's taxonomy places the organism in Eukaryota, Metazoa, Chordata, Lepidosauria, Squamata, Lacertidae.
AUGGCAUUCCUCUCAUAAAGUAAGAGGGCGAGGAGGGGCGGGAAGAAGGGGGGCGAGAGAGAGAGAGGCAGAGGAGCGGAGUUAAAGCUACAGGAGGCCUGAUCCGUGCAAGAACCGGGCUUCCUCCUGCGUCGGGGAGGAGCGAAAAUUUUGCGUCCCACCGACGGCGGGGAGGUUUGGGGAAGGCGCUCGCUCCCGGGGCGGACCUUGCUCUUGCAGUCGCCCCACCACCAGCAGCACCCAAGCAGAAGGGCACCCACCCACCCAGCCAAGCACCCAGAAGUGGCUGAUCGCGGCCGUCCGGGCAGCCUCCCGCGAUGGACGCGGUGCAAGCGGAGAAGAGCAGCGCGUACGUUUCGCCGUCCAGCCCCGACGGGCCUCUGGAUCGCGGCAGCCCCAGCCCGGUGCCGUCGUCGGGCAGCCGUAGCCCCAGUUUGCAGCCGGGACCGACGGGGGCUCCGGGAGCUCCGGGCGAGGCGGUCCGCGACAGCUCUCAAGUGAACGCCAUCACGGUGCUGACUCUUUUGGACAAGCUGGUCAACAUGCUGGACUCGGUGCAGGAGAAGCAGCAGAAGAUGGAGCAGCGUCAGGUGGACCUGGAGGGCUCCGUCAAGGGCAUCCAGAGCGACCUGAGCAAGCUGUGCAAGCAGCACACGUCCACCAGCAACACGGUGGCCAAGCUGCUGGAGAAGUCGCGCAAGGUCAGCGCCAACACGCGCGAGGUGCGAGAGCGCAUGGACCGCCAGUGCGCGCAGGUGAAGCGGCUGGAGCACAACCACGCGCAACUGCUGCGCAGGAACCACUUCAAAGUGCUCAUCUUCCAGGUAGGUCGGGGGUGGGGGAUCUGGAGAGAAAGGGCCGGGGGUCUGGGGACAGGGGUGCCAACUCGAAUAAAAUAUUGGCAGCACCCCCUAGGCAGUCAAACUCUUCCGGGGGGCGGGGUUGGGGGGCUUGCAAAUAAUCUCCUAAAACCAAGAAAGCUUGAUUGCACUUUUCCUUCGGGAUCAAAUCAAUAUUAUUUUGAUCUGUUGUCGUGGGGCCCCUAAAAGUCCCCAUAAACUGGUUCCUACUCUAUUUGGCAAGCUGGCACUGGGGGGGGGGCGGGUAAGCCCCACCCCACAUAAUUGAUUUCAAGACGUGGCACAUGGACACCAUUUGAAUGGCAAUGCCCAUCAAUUUGGGGGGGGGGGUUCAACACCCGCAAAUACUUUAUGGGGGAGACGAAGGAACCUCGGCCCUCGGAGUUGGCUCCUGUGGGUGGGGGUGAGACGAGGGGAGAUUGGGGCCGCAGGGACAGGCUCGCCCCGGAGAAAUGUUCGGCCAGCCGCUGUUCAGCAAUUGCCAGAGACCACCGAGGCAGGGUGGUGCAAUGGUUAGAGUGCCUUUCUACCCCGGGCAAAACCCAGGUACCAGUUUUCACUGGAUCAUCAAGUGUGCUGGGCAAGCCUAGGCCAACCACUAUCCCUUAACUUAGCUGUUUUUUGGACUACAAUCCUCAUCAUGCCUAGCUUGUGGGACCAGUGGUUGGGGGUGAUGGGAAUUGUAGUUAAAAAAACUACUAGAGUCCCAAGUUUGGGAAACACUUCCUUAACCUGUUUCCUAAAAGUCAUAUGCCUCUUGGCUGUAGAAAACCUCAUAGAGGUUUACAAAAACCUAACCUAACCUGCGACGCCCUGAUUUCUUUGAAGGAAAUGUGGAAUAUUAACUAGUCAUCCAAGCAGUCCUUUUCCUGCCAUACAGACUGUAUUCAUUUAUCAUUGUGCUUUUCCUACUCUCUCAUCCCCUCGCCAUUGCUUGCACACGCCAAGAUCUGGCCAAAAGAAAAUAUUUGCCGGUGGUCAAGUCUUGCUGGGAAACCCAUUGCAGCAGGAAUCCCACCAGAUGUGUGCUGUGGUUACCAUCAGCACAUGCUCAGAGGCACAGUCCUGAUGGUUGCCUCACAGGUUCCAGGUUUGAGUCUAGACAAGAAAACAGGAUCCUGAGGCCAUGGUAAGCCAAGGCUGAAACUCAGCCUUGCCAGUUUUCAGUGCUUAAAGAUCAUGCCUGCUGCAUGCCAUACUCACAAAACUGAAAUUGGUAUGAAUCAUCAGAUCUGUGUUCCCAAAUUCCACUAAGCAAACACAGGUCUUAUUUAUGUAGUCUGGAAAAAAUGAUCCGUUAGCUGCUAGCCCUGUGAUUGGUGCUGCCGAUGGAACACACCUCCCACUAAAUCCUACCUAGUUCCUUUGCAGCAAAUGAUCCUCAGCUCCGAUAUGCAGCUAAGCCAGCAAAACAGUCCUAGAGUCUGGUCCUGUGCAUGUUUACACAAAACUAAAUCCCACUGGGUCUUACUCCCAAGUGAAUUAUGCACAGGACUGGAGCCGCAAAUGCAUCUUUGCUUGAGUUCAGUGAUAAAUUGUGUUUUAAAAGUAGAUGAACCUCUCUUUCAAAAACUGGCACGGCAUCUGCUAUAUGGUUAGUUUUAAAAACAACCAGCAACAACCACAACCACCACUUCCCCAGUUUCUAUGCUUUUUCUGUCUGCGUAGUUCUGCCAGUGGUCAGCAGAUAUCGAAGUAUCGGACUGCUCCACCCUCCAGAGAAAUAAGAUCAGGAGUUUGCAUCGAACUUACAAACAGUUAUCCAUGCUGUUGUUACUUGGAAAGCAGAAGUGAAGAACCUGUGGCUCACGGAUGUUCCCGGUCUCCCCCUGCUUUGCCAUUGGCCAUGCUGAUCAGGAUUGAUGGAUGUUGUAGCCCAACAACAUUCAGAGAGCCACAGGUUCCCCACCCCUUCCUGCAAAGCAGUCGCCAUUGAAAAAUCCAUAGUCCUGGCAUGGGUUCAAGCCUCACCCUCACCUGUUUUGCAGCAAGGCUUUCUUUGUGACAGUGCUCACCUGUACAGAGCAUCGCACCCUCUUCUUUUUGCUGCCCACGGGGGUCAUUUUGUUCUGGUACUCCCAGCACUUUUAUCAAGAUAUGAGUACAGGGCACCUUAUUUAAUUUUUUUAAUAUUAAAAAGAGAGAGAACACGGUAUGCAUGUGUAUACUUAUCAGCUUAAAAAACAGUCUCACCUAGCUCCUGGCUGUUAAAAAGUAGUUAAUGGACUUUGCCACCCCGAGCAAAUUCUUCUGGCUUCUCUACCCCACUCCGUCCCACCCCACGGGUUUAUGCAUUGAGCCGGCCUAAGCUUUUCCCGUCGCUCUGCAGCCGUCGGUGCCUGUUGAUAAAGCCUCGUUCUUCAUUGUGUGCAAAACUUGAGCUCUGGUUUCCUGGGCAUCUGCCUCCAAUUUGAUGUUGCUAAAUAUAUUAUGCUGCAAUAUAGACAAUCCAGUAAGGUUUUGAUUUGUGGGCCUGCAAAGUAUAUCAAGUGCUCUCCUCCCAAGAUCUGUCUUUCUCCCUGUGCUAAAGCAUCUUCCUCUUCAACAGCACUUACCAUAUUUUUUGUUCUAUAAGACUCACUUUUUCCCUCCUAAAAAGUAAGGGGAAAUGUGUGUGCGUCUUAUGCAGCGAAUGCAGGCUGCGCAGCUAUCCCAGAAGCCAGAACAGCAAGAGGGAUUGCUGCUUUCACUGUGCAGCGAUCCCUCUUGCUGUUCUGGCUUCUGAGAUUCAGAAUAUUUUUUUUCUUGUUUUCCUCCUCCAAAAACUAGGUGCGUCUUGUGGUCUGGUGCAUCUUAUAAGGCAAAAAAUACGGUACUUUUUGUUGUUGUUGUAGAACACGAAUGGGACAUCUCAGGCCUCUGGUCCAAAUGUGGAAGCCCUCUUAAGCUUCUCUGUCUGUCUCCCAGGCUCCAAAACCCCCUGGAAUGUUUUUGCCUGGGUGGAAUGUCUUUGAACUGUGAUAAUCACAGAAUCAUAGAAUUAAAGGGAGCGCUGAGGGUCAUCUAGUCCAAGCCCAUGCAAUGCAGGAAUCUCAACACAUAUUCUCCCAUCCAGUUGGAAACCAGGCCAGACCCUGCUUAGCUUUGCAAAUGUGCUAGCUAGUUUCAUUGCUACACCACUAGCAUGAUGCCUCUCGCUUGCCUGGACAGGGGAUAGAGAGAUCCAGUGGGCAGGUGUAGAAACUUAUCUACACUACAAAAGUGAAAUUUCCUUUCAUUGCUCUGCCCACUUUCCCCUCUGGCCACGCCCAGUUCUGGCAUAUGUUGCCCACCCUCCAAUGCCACUCUCAGGCUGAAAAAUGUCUCCCACCCCCGCUGUAGCCUGCUCCUGUGGAGCUAGCUUGGACAGAGGAACGUUUUUGCCUGGUGCCUAAAAGUGUAUAAUGAAGGCACCAGGAGAACCUCCCUGGGGAGAGCAUUCCACAGAUAGGGAGCCACUGCAGAGAAGGCCCCGUUCUCACGUUGCCACCCUCCGUACCUCUGUACCUCUCAGGGAGGAGGCACACGAAGGAGGGCCUCAGAAGAUGAUCUCAGGGUCUAUAUGCUGCCUGACCUCCAGGAACGCAAGGUAGCAUGUGUGUGUGCGCAUGCAUAUUUUCCAUUCUGUUUACCCUCACCACAACAACCCUGUAAAGUAGGCUAGGCAAAGAUGUAAGGGUGCUUCAGCGAGUGUGCAGCUUGUGCACGCAAACAGUAGAGCUGUGCACUUGUGCAAUUAUUCACACGUAGCGUUCAAAGGGUGCACAGCGUGCUUGAGAGAAGUAAUGCAACGGGUGCGCACUCUUGUCCUUGUGUUCAGUGUGACAUGUGAACCAGGUUGCUCAGUGAGAUUCAGAUGUUGCUGAACUACAACUCCCAUCAUCCAAGGCCAGUGUCCAUGCUGUUUUAGGGCUGGUGGGAGUUGUAGUUCAACAACAUCUGGAGGGCCAAAGCUUCCUCAUGCCCUAAUUGCUACAUUAAAGGUAAAGGACCCCUGACAGUUAAGUCCAGUCGUGAACGACUCUGGGGUUGCGGUGCUCAUCUCGCUUUACUGGCCGAGGGAGCUGGCGUUUGCCCGCAGAUAGUUUUUCCAGGUGAUGUGGCCAUGACUAAGCCGCUUCUGGCGAAACCAGAGCAGUGCACGGAAACACCGUUUACCUUCCCACCGGAGCAGUACCUAUUUAUCUACUUGCACUUUGACGUGCUUUCGAACUGCUAGGUUAGCAGGAGUUGGGACAGAGCAAUGGGAGCUCACCCUGUCGUGGGGAUUCGAACCGCCGACCAUCUGAUCGGCAAGCCCAGGAGGCUCAGUGGUUUAGACCACAGCGCCACCCGCUUCCCAAUUGCCACAUUACACCGGCACAUUUUGGCUCUUCACCACCCUAGCACACCCCUGGUGUAGAGAGGAGAAGCCACACAAUUUUUUCCAGUGCUGCUGAGAGGUUUCUGUGGUGUAGGAAGGAGCACACAUCUGUGACUCCCACACAGGCGAGCAGAUAGACAAAGCUAGUCUUUCGUACAUAAAUGUACAGCAGCGUCAGCUGCCUGUCUUGUCAGAGAUAAUAACGUAUGGGGUGUUUCUUUUCUAAAAUCAGCAGGAGAUGCUCAAAGUCCAGAGUAAAAAAAAACAUGUCAACCCCACCCAAAUUGCAGAUUAGUGUUUUCCUAGGCAGGAAAUGUGACAAAAAACCUGUUUUGAAAAUUGCAAAGAGCUUAAAGCAAGUAAUGAAUUAUGUAACGAGUUAACAAGCUAUUAAAGGGGUGGGGGGAAGAAGUCCAUUUUUAGAGAGAUCUAUGCACGAUGUCGAGAAUAAAUUACGGGAACGAAUACUGAGCCAUGCUUCAGAGCUGUGUAAGUGAGUUUGCUCCAGCUAACUCAAUGGGCUGUGUUGGACCCUCGUGGAAGCAGGCGACUUUCUCGCUUUCUUUUUUCCACCACCCAGAAAGAACACCCCAGGCACGCUGCCAGAGAGAUUGCAAUGAGAAACCUGCUCCCCGUGCCUCAGAGAAAUAUGCCCAGGAAUCUUGACAUUUUCUUAUCAGCAAGAAAAUACCACAGGAAGGUUGCAGCCCUGUGGAAAAUGUUGAGGGAGUUUCUCCCACCGAGCCCGGUGGGACAUAUUUCCCAGCAAAUAUGCAAAAGUUUGGGCUGUUAGUUGACCGUAUUUAGGAUUACAUCCAGUACUGCAUUUUUAAGACACGGGGAGAACUUCUACAUGCCACUCCCAUGUCCAGAGUUCAAGGCAGCCAUCUCGCCUAAAUAAGUAACUGCUUUCGAGACAGGUUGGUGAACUGCAAAUCCCAGAAACAGCUCAGCCAUUUUCAGGCCUUUGUCUUUGAAGGAGUCGAGGAGGACGGUGUGAUUUCUGCAGUCACGACAAUUGCCUCAACCUUUUUUAGUGCGAUUUAAGAGACAGCCAUCGUCUCAAGGUCCCCUCGGCAGAGACAGCAGUGAUUCCCUUAAACAUUACAUUGUGGACUGAGAUUUUCUUUCGGCAAGUGACAUUUGUACCUUGGUGUUUUGUAACACUUGGCCAGCGUGUCUGUUUCUGCUCGUUUAGCGAUAGUCUCGUGCUGUUGAUUCUGGAAUGCUGAAGAAGUCUGUGAAUUUCUCUUGAAAUGGCUUCAAGUUACAAGAAAGGAGGGCGGGCCCAGAAAUCUUGCUCAGUUAGGUUCUUCCUUUGUGUGGAAGAUCUCUACAUCGGUAUACCUGUAGAACUACCAUAUUUUUUGCUCUAUAGGACGCACUUUUCCCCCUCCAAAAAUUAAGGGGAAAUGUGUGUGCGUCCUGUGGAGCAAAUGCAGGCUCCUUGGCUUCAGCGAUAGCAACGCGAAGCCUCUGAAGCGCAGAGGGAGCGCUCCCUCCGCACUCAGGAGGCUUCGCGUUGCUUUCACUGAAGCCUGGAGAGCGAGACGGGUUGGUGCGCACCGACCCCUCUUGCUCUCCAGGCUUCAGGGAUAGCUGCCUGAAGCCUUCGGAGUGCAGCGUGAGUUCCCGCUGCGCUCCACAAGCUUCGGGUUCCUUUUGCUGAAGCCAGGAGAGCAAGACUCCUGGCUUCAGCAGAGAGGGAGAGCUGCACAGCGCCCCUUCAGCCAAGCAGGAGGAGAAAGGAAGGGGCUCCGUUUCUCCUGCCGCUUCGCUGAAGGGGUGCUGAGCAGAGAGGGGGAGAAUUUUUUUUCUUUGUUCUUCCCCUCUAAAACAAGGUGCAUCCUAUGGUCCGGUGCAUCCUAUAGAGCGAAAAAUACGGUAGUUUUCCACUGCAGCCAAAGGUGCAGAUGACUGGGAAUGAUUUCCAUAGGGCCAUGGCACACAUUUUCCCAGGAGCAGGGCUAGCCCACAUGGACCCCUUUUCAACCCAUCUUUCAACAUGGCAGGCGUCAUAUGAACCCUCCCUUUGGAGGUGACCAUACCAGAAACGAUGGAGAGAUGCUAUGAUCAUAACCUUUAUUAAGUACUUGAAACACUACCCAUAUAUAGUGGUACCUUGGUUCUCAAACUUAAUCAGUUCCUGAAGUCCGUUCCAAAACCAAAGUGUUCCAAAACCAAGGCACGAUUUCCCAUAGAAACUAAUGCAAAAUGGAUUGAUCCGUUCCAGACUUUUAAAAGCAACCCCUAAAACAGCAAUUUAACAUGAAUUUUACUGUCUAACGAGACCAUUGAUCCAUAAAAUGAAAGCAAUAAACAAUGUACUGCAGCCACACACACAAGCAAUCAAUCAAUCAGUAGCUGAACUGGGUUCCACACAGUCACAAAAACCAAACAAAAAGAGCCGCAAAAACAAAAAUGCAAAACAAAUAGCAAAAAAAAGGCAGACCUCAGUGUAACACUCAAAACGGAAGUGUGGCACUCAAAUCGGAAACAUAACACAUAAAACGGAGCACGUUCGGCUUCUGAAAAACGUUCACCAACCGGAACACUUACUUCCAGGUUUGCAGUGUUUGGGUUCCAAGUUGUUUGAGUGCCAAGGCGUUUGAGAACCAAGGUACCACUGUAUCAUCUCUGUGAUCCUUACAACAACCCCAUAAAGUCAGUGUUAUCAUCUCCAUUUUACAGACCGGGAAUGGGGGUAGAUGCUGCUCAGGUAGAGAGAAAAUGCCUUUCCUUAAGCUUAUGAAAGAGCCGAGAUUUGAUUCUUAUGGGGUUUGUAUUUGUUUGUUUCUCUCUCUCUCUCUCUCUCUAAAAAAGUAUCCUGUAGUAGUUAGUGAGAGUGAAAACACAGCUUCAUGUUCCAGGUAGUGUAAUAAAAAAAUGAAUUAAGCAAGGUUUUCAAAUUCAGUUUGUUUUCCCACGUAUAUCAAUAUUUUAUCAGGAAUCUAUUAUAAGAUUUGCUCUCUCCUCCUGCCUCCCUGCCAGAACUGCAGACAGGCAGGCUACCAAUCAGCCCAAAGCUAUCAAAAGGAUGAGCAUUGAAAGAAAUGUUUGUAUUGUGUGCGUCUUCCCCCUGCUUAGCGGAUGGUGUCCCAUUUUCUACAUCAUUGCUCACACACAAACCCCAUUCAUCUCCGCUUUUGCUAGAAUGCAAUCACAUGGGGUACGUAUGUUGCAGAUUAGAAUAGUGGCAGAAACAAGUAUCUUUGCAGGCUUCUGCAAUCGCAGUUUGUUGAGAAUAUAUGCAUAUACCAAAAUAGUUUGCUCAGAGCAUGGCAAACCAGCACCUCCAUUGAGUGACCCAUGUUUGCUUGCUUGCAUGUGGGAUUUGCGGAAGUGAAAAUAUGUCAGGGGGUACAUUGAUGCUGGGUGUUUAGGCGUCUGGGGGGGGUUGCAUAUGGGCUAUUCUUGCAAAUUCUUGAAAGUGUUGUGUACACAGAGACUAUCUUGACUUACUGGUUACAUUUUUAUCUCAUUCUUCCCACGGUGAGUUUAGGACAGUUGCCAUGGUGCAUUUGAUUACCGCUCCAAUAUAUCCAAUACAGUGGUAUCUCAGGUUACAUACGCUUCAUGUUACAUACGCUUCAGGUUACAGACUCCACUAACCCAGAAAUAGUGCUUCAGGUUAAGAACUUUGCUUCAGGAUGAGAACAGAAAUCGUGCUCUGGUGGCGCAGCGGCGGCAGGAGGCCCCAUUAGCUAAAGUGGUGCUUCAGGUUAAGAACAGUUUCAGGUUAAGAACGGACCUCCGGAACGAAUUAAGUACUUAACCCGAGGUACCACUGUAUAUAACAGUUGUGGAAGGCAGGAUCAGCCAGAAAUGCAGAACCUGUGGUUCUGCAGAUAUUGGACUCCAACUCCCAUCCUCCCUAAUCAUUGGCCAUGCUGGCAGGGGCUGAUGGGAGUUGAAGUCCAGCCCGGAGCUACGUGUCGGUAGAGCAUGAGAUUCUUCAUCCCAGGGUUGUGUGUUCAAGUCACAUGUUGUGCAAAAGAUGCCUGCAUUGCGAGGGGUUGAGCUAGAUGAUCCCUGUGGUUCCUUUCAACUCUAUGGUUCUAUGAUGCGGGAAAUCCAGAGCUUGUGCAUCCGCAUCUCUUUACCCACUCCUCUGCUCUGAUUCCAUGUACCGUAUUUUUCACUCUAUAGGACGCACCAGACCAUAAGAUGCACCUAGUUUUGGGGGGAGGAAAGUAAGAAGAAAAAUUUGAAUCCCAGAAGCCAGAACAGCAAGAGGGAUCUGGCUUCUGGGAUACCCUGUGGCUGUUCUGGCUUCUGGGAUAACCAUGCCAAACCUCUUCAGGGCAGCGGGAUGAAGGCUCCCCCUGCCCAGAAGAGGCUAAGGCAGAAGCCAGGACAAGCGCCUCGCUGAAGGGGCACUGCACCUUCUCUUUCUCUGCGCAGCACCUCUCCUUCACAGGAGAGGCACUGCACAGAGAGGGAGAACUGCGCAGCGCCCCUUCAAGCGAAGCUGGAGAAGGAACAGAAGGAGACCCUUCUGUUCCUCCUCCGGCUUCCAGGACAGGCGCCUCGCUGAAGCUUUCCGCUGCUCCCCGCAGCUUGUGGGGCUGGUGGUGGGGAAAGCCGAGCUUCCCUCACUGCCAGCCCCGGGGACCAUACAUUCGCUCCAUAAGACACACAGACAUUUCCCCUUAGAUUUUAAGAGGGGGAAAGUGUGUCUUAUGGAGCGAAAAAUACGGUAGAUUGGCUCCUCUUGCCGUGUUGCCCAUGAGAAGCAAGCACAAUUUGCCAGGCAACUAAGCAGCAAAGCAUUUGUGAAAUGGAAAAGGGUUGGUUCUUUAUGUCUUUCAGGAAGUUGGUGCGUCACGUGUUUAAUGUGUCACGUGCAAGUCAGGCUAGUAACUACCAGACUUAUUUGCAAGGCUGUAUAUUUUUGUUCUCUUCACACUAGUUGUCAUCUAGUCUUCAAGCACAAGCACUAAAUCACUGGGAGGACUUUCAGCAGCUACGCCCCCAGGCAACUCUGCACCCUUCUUCUGCUAGAAAAAAAAAUCUGCUAAAAAUCCUUGCAUAAUGCAGUCUGGCCAUUUGCUGGUUAAAAGUUGGACUUGUGUUCAAGUAUCAACACUGUUAACUCUGGAUAGAACGCCAGUCGUAAACUUUUGAGGACCAAUCCAAUCCGUUCAGAAGUGGAGCUCAAGGGGCAAGGAAGUUGAAGGGCAGAAUUGCUUGUAAAACCAAACUUUUUCUUUUUCUUUUCCUUUUUUUUUUUUUUUAAUAGACUCAGCAGUGUGCAUUCCAUCCCCUUUUUUAGCAGUGGUCUGGAUUGCACAAAAUCUAAAUUUGAAUCAGCUAUACAAGACAUUCCACUCAGUUCUUUUAAAAAAUGGGGGAUGCGGACAACCAUGCGGCUUUGAGAAGGGAAACAAAGCUGUUUGGUUUUGCCAAGUUUAAUAUAGGGGUAUGUGUGCAACGAUGUUUUCGUGUUAACUAUCUCUUGCACCGUUAGAUGACAAUACUUUAAAUAAAUCAAGCAGGCCUGGUGGAAAACAUUUGGCACAGGUUGCUCGCUAGCUUGCUAACCUCCUGUCCUUUUCCUCAGGGAGGAAAAGACUCCACCUUGCUGCUCAUUGUUCUGCUCGCUGUGCAGUUCUCAGUAUUAUAAAACCAGAGGAGGAAAAGGAUCCUGGCACGCUAGCAGCUUCUGUCUUCCAGUUUUUAAUGCUUUGCCCCGAGAGCAAACUUUGAAGUGUUCCAUCUCGCUGCCAUAUCAAAGGCUCUGCAUAGACUUUAAAAAAAACAACACCACCAAAGAUAGACCUUGUUGGACUACAACUCCCAUCAUCCUUGGCCCUGCUGGCUAGGGAGGAUGGGAGUUGUAGUCCAACAACUUUUGAGGACCCAAGGUUGAGAAAGGAUGCCCUAGACCAGCGUUUCCCAAACUUGGGUCUCCUGCUGUUUUUGGACUACAAUUCCCAUCAUCCCUGACCAUUGGCCCUGCUAGCGAGCGAUGAUGGGAGUUGUAGGUUUUAGGUUUAAAAGGUCACGAGAGAAGCUGAAGAAGUGCAAAAGAAGGAAGAUAGCAUUGGUGUUAUAAGAGUUGGCAAGGUGCUGUGCUGCCAAGAUAACAGGAUUCUCAAGAAGAAAGAUACAGGAAUAUAAUAUGGUUGGUUGCUGUUUUUUUAAUUGCUCAGGCUUUUCCUAUCUGUGUUUUCUAGAAACCCAUUUAAUGGCAAUUCUCAGAGUUCCUUACUGGUCUCAAAAGAAUCCAGGCAAUAGAGAUCAAUUUUGCUCAGCGGCAUGCAGUCAGUGGACAUGGGGAGCUAGGCUAGUCCCUGAAAUGUUCCCAUUAAAUUAGAAUAUUACAAUAUUAAAGUCUGGUGCCUCCUUCCCAAAGCCCGGGAAGCUUCUGCCCAGCUCAGGGAAGGGAGCACGAUGCUCAUACACAUGACAUUGUCUCUCCCCCACCUCCCUUUGCCUUCACAAGCUGGUGCCUCUGAUCCUAACUGUUCCCCUAUGAAAGAUUUCACUGCACACCACUGGUUUUGGUGGGGAAAAGGGAGCGCCUUGAUUCAAGGGGGAUUUUUUGUUUUGUUUGGGGUUGUCGCCCCCCCCCCCCCCCCAUUCCUAAGAUCUUCCUGGCCAUGUGGUGAGGAGAACUUUGGACCGGAUCAGAAACCCAGGAACAAAAUUAUCGGCAUCACGAAGAGGCUACGGUCAGACCAUGGGAAGUCAUCGUGUCCUCUGAGCUCCUCUCAAAUUACGAAUCGUAGACCAGCAUUUCCCAACCUUGGUCCUCCAGCUGUUUUUGGACUACAACUCCCAUAAUCCUCAGCUAGCAAGACCAGUGGUCAGGGAUGAUGGGAAUUGUAGUUCGAAAACAGCUGGAGGCCCAAGGUUGGGAAACCCUGUCGUAGACCUGCAACUGCAGAUCUAGGGACUAGGACAUGGGUAGGCAAACUAAGGCCAGGGGGUCAGAUCCGGCCCAAUCGCCUUCUCAAUCCGGCCCAUGGACGGUCCAGGAAUCAGCGUGUUUUUACAUGAGUAGAAUGUGUGCUUUUAUUUAAAAUGCAUCUCUGGGUUAUUUGUGGGGCACAGGAAUUCGUUCAUUUCCCCCCCCCCAAAAAAUAUAGUCUGCCCCCCCCCCAAGGUCUGAAGGACAGUGGACCGGCACCCUGCUGAAAAAGUUUGCUGACCCCUGGAGAAGUCCCAGGCAAAGUUUUCCGCACUGGGAAAAGGUUUUCCCUUAGGCCUGUUUUUACACAAAACAAACAUGUGGGGACGGCCAUAUUGCCUCCAGGGCUGAAUGUCUCAACCACUCCCAUCUUCUUGGCAGCAACCCAGACCCUGGGUACCUCUGUAGCUCCUGAGGCAGAGGAUUUAAGAAUCUUUGGAAUGCAUCGCUUACCACCACGUUCAGGCCUAUUUUUAUAGCUGAUGCUGAAUCACGGAUCACAAGGAUAUCCAAGCAGGGAGUCCCAUGUGCCCUGUGGCUGUGCUCAAAAAGCUUUCCACCCUUGUGCCCCUCUGCUUGCAUUUUCGCCAUACUGGGAUAGCCGUGCAAUGCGAACAUGUGUACACAGAAAGAGGCUGGCCCAUAGAUAAAGCUUUCCUCGUUCACUUCAGCCCCAAAGCACUCGCAAAAUUAUGAGAUAUUCAGCCCUGCAGGCUGCACAACUUUCUCUGCCAAGACUGUCCAUAUCUAGGGAACAACUUUGCCACACCCUAGAAUGGAUCAUAAAACACAGCCGCCAUGUUCAGGUCUCUCUUUUUCUUUCUCCCCUCUCCUUUCAUCCACUCUAGGACUUUCCAGGCAAAAGCCUUCACAGAGAUCUCUCUUAUAAGACCUUGAUGAAGAAAAGACCUAUUAAUUAUUAUUCUUUUGUCCACUCCCUAGUUUAAAAAAGGAGGCGAGCGGAAAGUAUUGUACACACAGGAUGAAAAGCUUUUUUAAAAAAAAAAAAUCCCGUUGUUAAUGUGUGCAGUUUUAUUCGCUAGUGAACAGCGAGCUUUUAAAAAUCUCCCGGAAACGAGCGAAAAUCUCCCAAAACAAUCUUGACCUCUGGUUUCUUGUAGAAAGUUACAGUAAGAACCUGUAGAGUUUGAGGUUUCUGCAUUAGCUUUCAGAUUACCAAAAAACAACAAUAGCCCCCAGACAGAUUAAAUCCAUGGCUUUCUUUUAGCCGGAACUUGCUGGAACUCAGUAUCUGGGCCCCAUUGCCAUUCUAAGAGAACGGGUGAGGUGUUCGUGGUGAGUUCUGGCACCUCUUUUGCUAGAAAAGGAGUGCUGGUUAAAUCUGAUACUUCGUGUUCCUCAGAAAGACCAUUCCUACCCCUUACCCAAGAUGCAUGUGAAAAUAAAUGCAUGUGGUUUAGGUUUGUGAGCAGGUCACUUUCCAGUUUCUGGGAAUCACCAUUGGGGAGCAGAAGGGCCGUUGCCCUCAGAUCCCGCUUGCAAACCAUAGCUGUCAAUGUUCCCUUUUUUAAGGGAAAUUCCCUUAUUCCAAAUAGGAUUCCUUGCAAGAAAAGGGAAAAGUUGACAGCUAUGUUGCAAACUUCCCGCAGGCAUCUGGUUGGCCACUGUGAGAACAGGAUGCUGGACUGGAUUGGACCCUUUCCUGAUCCAGCAGAGCUCUUGAUACAUUGUUUUUUCUUUAUUAAAAGAAAAACUUUUGUACCUUUGCAUGCCUCUUGUUUUCCUCUCAUUUAGAUAUACUGUCCCGUUCCAAGCUUGGCUUCUCUUUCUUCCUAAUGUGGCUGCAGGAGUUGUUACAAAUUGCAAACGGCACAGAAUACCUAACAAAACACAGAAAUGACUGUUUGCAAAGCCUUAUUAAGCUUUGGCAUUGUUCCUUUCUGCUUUGUUGGAACCACAUGACCUGCAUGAUUCCCCACCCCCGCCCCGCUUUGGUUCAGAAUAAACGUCAUUCAGCCAAUCAUGCACCACAGCAAAUGAGCAAGCUCGUGUUGCCACCGAAAACGGAGAAAUUCAGGUCUUUUUUAUUUUAAAAAAAGAAAGCAAAACACAGUAACAACAAUGUGCAGUUUAAUAGCAUGUGGGGACCAGAAAAAUCCCAUUAAAUGAGAGCUUAGGGGUCACUGAAUUUGGUAUUCAGUGCCACUCGAGUUAGUAAAUAUUUGAUCUUAAAAUGGAAGGAGCCAGAAGAGGAGAAAAACACCAAGAAAUGUCAUUGUUCGGUUGCCUUUUGUGCUGUUUGAAUACCAAGAGACUCCCAGCUCAGAAACCUGCCAGCUCAAAAAUCAAGAGGAAAUGGGGCCAGGAGGCCAAAGACGCAGAAAAUUUUAAUGGUGUCUUAAAGAAACUGAUGAAGCAGCUUAUGAGACCAUUAGAGUUUAUGCCACAGUAAACCAAUUCAGACAUGCUAUCACAGUCCUGUCACAGAUCUCUGCCGCCUUGCAAUGAUGAGCUCACCUUCUCACUGAAACAUUCGGCUUUUCCACGUCCAGGGCUCCCAUUUGCACAUCACAGUCAGCCAUAAACCAAUAGCGUACUGUGCAUGGGUUGAUCACUCCCGCUUUGCGCUUCUUCCUCCUAGCCCUGGAGAGAGAAGCAAGCCACAGUCCCGGGUUUAGCAUUAGUUCCAAACCAAGGAUCGUGGUUUAUUUCAUUUCCCAGAAACCACAAUCUGUAGCCACUGAUUGUUCUUGAAUGUGGUUUGUUUGGAGGGAUCACGGUUUGUUUACUCUGCAUAGCAAUAGAGAGGAACAGGAGUGCCCAGCUAGGUGGUCACAGUCAACCACUAACCAUGGUUUACAGUGACAUGCAAAUUUUUUAAGUGGAAGAGGUGGAACAGUUGCCUCUUAAGUGCUUAUGAGGCAGUACAGUGGUACCUUGUUUCUCAAACUUAAUCCGUUCCGGAAGUCCGUUCCAAAACCAAAGCGUUCCAAAACCAAGGCACGCUUUCCCAUAGAAAGUCAUGCAAAAUGGAUUAAUCCAUUCCAGACUUUUAAAAACAACCCCUAAAACAGCUAUUCAACAUGGAUUUUACUAUUAGUCCAUUGAUCCAUAAAAUGAAAGCAACAAUCAGUGUACUGUACUAUGAAAUAAAUAAGACAGUAUUGUAGAUGAUAAAAAUUAUUAUUUUUUCUUAACUGCACUGAUGGUAGUCAUUGUUUAGAUGGGGGGCUUUUAUCCAUUUCUGCAGUCACACAAUCAAUCAAUCAAUCAAUCAAUCAGUAGCUGAACUGGGUUCCACACAGUCACAAAAACAAAAUUAGCCAAAAAAGCCACAAAAACAAAAACACAAAAUAAAUAGCAAAAACAAAAGCGCCAAACUUAAUCCGUUCCGGAAGUCCGUUUGACUUCCAAAAUGUUUGAAAACCAAGGCGCAGCUUCUGAUUGGUGUAGGCGCCUCAGAAACAAAUAGCCGACAGCUGGAUUGGAUGUUUGGCUUCCAAAAAACGUUUGAAAACCAGAACACUUACUUCUGGGUUUCCGGUGCUUGGGAACCAAGGCGUUUGAGUCCCAAGGCGUUUGAGAACCAAGGUACCACUGUAUUAUCACGUGAGAUGACUGUGCCAAGUGCUCAUUUCACAUAAUGAGCUUUUAUCUUUUACAGCUUAUUGCUGACUAAUUUUUAGCAUACUUCUGAAUACCAGACAAUAGGGAACCUUGUGUCCCUGCAGAUGCUGCCAGGCUGCAGCUCCCAUCAAACCUGCCUAUUGGCCAUGUUGGCUGGAACUGGUGGGCGUUGGAAUAUAACUCCCUUUUGGAGGGACACAGGAUUGCAUCCCCUGCCUGCAAGCUAUCGGGAUGUUAAUGGUGGGCCCCUUUUAUUCAGUACGUAGCAUUAGUAAAUGAAGAAAGAGACUAAUUACCAAUGAGCCGACAUCGCUUUGCAACAAGAUUAAGCCAUUCUGUGUUGUCGAGACGAUUUGACCACACUGUGCGAAAUUUUAUUUAUUUGGAAAAACUCUCUUGUUAGAUGUCAAAGGCUCCUUGGUCCCCUGCCAAGCAUAAGUCAGAGAGAGUUUUGCCCAUGUAAGGAGAGAGAAUUUGUGAUUCAGAAACAAAUUGGAGUUAGCCAUAACCCAUACUAAGGCAUCUAGGCAAUGUGCCAACAGAAGAAACUGUUUCGUUGCCUUGAUUUCACAGGUUCCCACGAAGGACAAUAAGCUGCAGCCUUUCAGCUUGCUAGGUAUCCAAAAUGCUCCUCCCAAAAAAAGGUUUAUUUGGAUACCCAUCAAGAAUCAUGCCCAGAUGAGGAACGAACCUGAAAAGAAUGACGCAAAAUGCUUUCUUAGGAGUUGAAUCAGUGCAACUUCUGAGGCCGAUUUUAACAAUACCCUUCAGUGUUUAGGUAUACAUACCUGGGUACAAUCUCGCUUUGGGUGUCUCAGCCUCAGCUUUCCCCUUUAAAGUGCAUGCUAGUAAUGGAUCCAACCCCUGCUUGUCUGCAUUCUCUACAAGGAAUGACAGGGUGUUGCUUCUGAAUGAGUCAUACUCAAAUGAGACGGCUUGAAAUCAAUGGGCUUCUAGUAAUCAACUCCACUUAUUUCAAUGGGUUUAUUCUGAGUAUGGCUUAGCACAGGGGUCAGCAAACUUUUUCAGGAGGGGGCCGGUCCACUGUCUCUCAGACCUUGUGGGGGGGCCUGACUAUAUUUUGAAAAAAACAUAUGAACGAAUUCCUAUGCCCCACAAUUAACCCAGAGAUGCAUUUUAAAUAAAAGCACACCUCCUACUCAUGUAAAAACACCAGGCAGGCCCCACAAAUAACCCAGAGAUGCAUUUUAAAUAAAAGGACACACUCAUGUAAAAACACACUGAUUCCCGGACCUUCCGCGGGCCGGAUUGAGAAGCUGAUUGGGCUGGAUCCGGCCCCCGGGCCUUAGUUUGCCUACCCAUAUAUGCCAGGCAGGAGGAAUGACUGCUGGGAAGAGGGAGAAGAAACACCAUGGUGCACCUGUAGCAGCAAAAGCAGUCGCCUUCGUAGCUGCAAUAAAAUAUCUCUCCCUCAUCAUUCUUGCCAGCCACAGCAGGCGCUGAAACUCUCCAAAAUUACCCCAAAUGGCUCACUGAUGGAUGCCAAUAACAAUAUGUAUACAUGAAUUGUUGGCAUUUUGUCCUCGGGUAUCUGCACCGUAGACAGUGAACUGUCUCAUUAGAAAUGGAGCCAAGUCAAGCUUGGGAAGCAAGUGGUCUUUCAGAUAUUUGAGGCCUGAGUCUGUUUUCCGUGUUGCAUUGUUGUGGCCUGGACUAAGUCCUUAGGGCAAAGAACCAGCAAGUUGUUGCAAGAGGUUGUCGUAUGUUGCCCCACCUUUCUUAAAUUCUAGGUUCCAGUUUGACUAUAGUGGCAGGGCUGAUGAAAUGCAAAUUCAAAUCACUCCGCAGCUAAACUGCUCUAAAGUUCAUUGUCCAUAUAUUUUCAGUUGGGGAUGGGCAGAUCAGGACGCACGGGCCAUUUGCUAAAUUAUCCACAGUAGGCUUGCAAGGGUUUGUGACUCCAAUUUGUUUAAUAAGAGCAACAACUAAAAGACUCCACCGCCCCUAAAUUAGAUGGUUGGAACCCAUGAUCUGCAAGUGCCUUAAGUAUGUAUGCAUUUACGUUUAUAUGCGGGUGGCGUUGUGGGUUAAACCACAGAGCCAAGGACUUGCCGAUCAGAAGGUCGGCGGUUCUAAUCCCCGCGAUGGGAUGAGCUCCCGUUGCUCGGUCCCUGCUCCUGCCAACCUAGCAGUUCGAAAGCAUGUCAAAGUGCAAGUAGAUAAAUAGCUCCGGCGGGAAGGUAAACGGCAUUUCCGUGUGCUGCUCUGGUUCGCCAGAAGCAGCUUAGUCAUGCUGGCCACACGACCCGGAAGCUGUACGCCGGCUCCCUCGGCCAAUAAAGCGAGAUGAGUGCCACAACCCGAGUCGGCCACGACUGGACCUCAUGGUCAGGGGUCCCUUUACCUAUUUUACCAUUCUGUUGUAUGGCUCACUGGGUCUAAAGUAACCUAAAACCACUUUUUGUAUUAUUUUCUCUACUAAAAGCACAAUGAGCACAACAACCUUGUUUCCCAAGAUGUCAUUUAAUGAAACAGAUGAUGGAAAACUCCCGGGCUCUGUAGAACAUGAUGGAUCUCUCUAUUUCAGAACACAAUGGCUCCCUUGAACAUUGUGAAACAAACACCAGAACCUUAACAGUGUAUCUUUUAAAAAAUUUGAAAGGUUGAUCUGGUGUUUUCCGUGAGGGUAGCAGGGUUUUUUUGGGGUUUUUUAAGCGAUUACUCGAGUGCAAAAUGGCAUCUGCACAUGGUAUUCAGAAUCUCAACCCUGAGGCAACUUUGCCAAUAACCUUUCGUCCGGGAAACCAUUCUGAAGAAGGGCUUGUGCUUUCUUUUCACCAACAGCUGACGGGUUCAAAAGCUACAUUAUAUCUGCCACGUUUUGCAAUCUGCUUCUUGCUGGGAGCAGAGUUGAAACAAUUGCAGCAUUUCAGCUGCGCCGCCACCCUUCUCUGUGUGGAGGCAAAUUUAUCUCGUGAACAUCUCGUUCAAAAUGAUAAACUAAGUAUAUAACCCUGACACAGGCAAACAGAAAAAUGCAGAUAUUGCAAAUGGCAACAGAUUUUUUAUUUUUUUUGCAGUGGGGAGAGAACUUCAGAAAUGUCAAAGCUGCUAGAUUUUUCUAAGCCCCAACCAUGUGCCAAUUUGCUGCCCAGUUCACUUCAAGCUUCUGGGACAUACCCUACGGAGCUGUGAUGUUUUCAUAAGCGCACAUUUCUGAAGGAAGGCCUUUGCUUGGUCCUCCAUAACCUCUUCUUUGUUUGGAGGAGAUUCCUUCUGAAAUAUUUGCUUUUCCUGAAGUUUCUUGGCUGUGAAUGUUACCCACCGCAUUCCGUUCCAGAGGCUGUGAAGAAUGGCUGCUAUUAUGACUUCUAACUGUAGGGUUUUAUUUCCUUUCGGAUUGGUAUCGCUUUCUAUCUACAGCUUCGUUCAGUAGUGGCCGUUGACCGUUGGGACUUGAAAGGCAGGAAGCAGAGAGGGAGAAAAACAGUAUGCAGCGUCAGAACCAAGUCAGAGAAGACUUACCCCAGUUUUCUCCCUAUUCUCCUCCCUGCUAAGUUCUACCAGGGCUAACUGUUGACCAACACUAAAACGACUCUAGCUUAGUAUUCUCCUUUAUGUGAUGCUUUUCUGCAAGCAGGGAGGUGGGGAUGUGUUUGUGUGUAUUCAGUUUGUGAGUCCACUCUUGGGACACCUGAGUGUAUCAUUUGUCUCUUAGCCAAUAUCUGCUAUCACGAUAUGGUCUUCAAACCGGUUUUGGACGAAAUAUGGAUAUAUCUCCCAGCCCUACUAGAUCAUAGUACUUAGCUUUGUCUUGUGUCUGGAAACAAUAAGCACUUUGUUACUUUGAACUGUGCAAGAGAGGAGUUUCCCCCUAGAAUAAGUUGUCUGACGGGAGAAGGAAAUUUCUGAAGAGUCUGCUGGGGUCUGCUGGGUGAUAUAUCACAGAGGUUGAGGUGUGGCAAACAACCAGCUGAUUUCUACAAGUCACCCACACUCCUGACCGCUGACUGUGAGCCAGUUGUGGGGGGCACAGGGGAGGAAGAAGGGAGAGCCCUGUGCACAAACAGAAGUCUUUCCACAGGGCUUCUGCUGAUGGGACACCUGAGUUGAAUCCCGGUCUAGGCUUCUGAGUCAGGGGCUGUAUAUCCCAUAGUUAUUUAUUUCUAUUUUAUUUACUUAUUAGAUUUCUAGACUGCCCUUCACCCAAGGAUCACAGGGCAGUUUGCAAUAUAAAAACACAAAAAUACAUAGCAUAGUAACCCAUGAGAAAAAUAACACACACACACACACACAGAGAGAGAGAGAGAGAGAGAGUUUAAAAGGCCAUAGUACAGUAUUUAUUUCUAUAUCCAUGGUGUUCAUCAUUAUCGACACUAAAAUAGACAUGGUAUGGUAACAGCAGUAGAAAAAUCAGUGCAGCCUUUCAUUUAUACUUUUAGUUAUUCCCUGUAGGCGGACCAAUUAUUAUGAAAUUUAUGAAAGGACCAGAUUGUCGCUUGACACCCCCCCCCCAAAAAAAAGAAAGUGUAUCUGAUUUAAAGCACUUUGGAGGAGCCAUAUGAGCAUAUGAAGAGCUCUGCUGGAUCAGACUGGGGGGGGGGGUUCCAUCUCUUCUAGCAUCCUGUUUGCACAUAUCCUACUGGGAGGCCCAACAGCAGAGCCCGGGGGCAGUUUAUUUCAAUCUCCUUUCUUCUCAAAAAAAUGCUUCAUCACAUCACAUCAUCCAAAGCUCAGUAGGUCCUUGGGGAGUGAUGGCGGGCGUUGUAGGAUUCGGGCAGCUAAAAAUGAGAAAGAAAGAAGAAAGAAAGAAAGAAAGAAAGAAAGAAAGAAAGAAAGAAAGAAAGAAAAUGUGCCCAUCUUAAUAAACUCCUAAAACAUACAGCACAUCAGCAUUCAGUAAACACACCCACACACACAACCAGAUCUUGUAUGAGAUUGGAGAGGCUGUUAGGAGGUGGUCCUUUGUGCUAGAUCCUGGAACUCCUGCCCUUCCACCUUUUUAAAAGUUUGAUUUGAUUUGAUUAAUUUGCUUAUAGGAAGGAUGAGUGCCCUACCUGACCUCUUCAUUUCCCCAAGUCAUUUAUGCGUACGAUUAGCAGCAUAUGAGAGCCAGUGUGGUGGUUAGCAUGUCAGACAAGGACCUAGAAGAUCAGGGUUUGAAUCCCCGCUCGGAUAUGAAACGCACUGGGUAAACCUUGGGCAAGCCACUGCCUCUCAGCUUAGCCUACCUCAUAGGGUUGUUGUUGUUCUUGUGAUUAAAUGAGGAGGGGGGGGCACCAUGUAUGCUGCCCUGGGCUUCUUGGGAGAGGGGCUAUAAAUGCAAUAAGUAAAUAAAUAAUAUUCAAACGUUAUGUAGGGUUGCCAUACAGUGGUACCUUGGGUUACAGACACUUCAGGUUACAUAUGCUUCAGGUUACAGACUCUGCUAACCCAGAAAUAGUACCUCGGGUUAAGAACUUUAUUUCAGGGUGAGAACAGAAAUCGUGCGGCGGCGGCAGGAGGCCCCAUUAGCUAAAAUGGUACCUCAGGUUAAGAACAGUUGUUUCAGGUUAAGAACGGACCUCCAGAACAAAUUAAGUUCUUAACCCGAGUUACCACUGUAUUUCAAAAAGUGAAAAUCUGGACACAAUUCCCCCCCACAAAAUUGUUGAACUUUUUUUUGGGGGGGGGGAGUUUGGCGCUAUUUUUAAGCAAUAUUGGCAAAAACGACACUGCCGAUAUGGCUUGCCAUACGUCCGGAUUUUCCCUGACAUGUUUUUCCAGCGGGGGCGAUUUCCACCCGGACACUUCUUCUGACUGCAAACUGCAGUAUUCUGGGUAUAUCCAGGAAAUUCUGGACUUAUGGCAACCCUAAUGUUACGCAAAGCCAUGGGCUCGUACUAAAAGCCCUUUAAGUACCUCACAGCAUCCCUUCUAUAUAAUGCCCCAAAAUGUACCAGACUUGAGCUUUCUCUCAUUUCCAACCCCCCACCCCCAUGUGAAUGCUAUAUUAAGGCAGGAAAGAAUUUGCAGCCGCUGUAGGUUCUAUAUUCGUCUUGGGAGCCAAUUUAAAGUAAAACUGAUUUAAGUCCCAGGUAAUAAGGCAAUCAGUCAUAAAUACCUACUUAAACAGCACCUCUUUCUUUCCUUUCCUUUUUUCCUUUGAGUAAUUUUUUUUAAGUCACUAUAAAUACGAGUGUUGUUGUUUUUAAGCGCACACAAGCAUCACUGCAAAAGCACACUUCUCUUUGCCAACAACACCGACAGGAUUAAGAAACCCAGAAGUUAGAAUGUUUAGUUGCAGAAGAAUCUUGUUCCGUGUACAUGCUGAACGCAAGCCAUUUCUGGUGGAGGCUGCUUUUGGUUUGACGAAACUGCCAGACGGAUGUAUUUUGGUUAGUUAAUUAUUUUAUUUAUUAUUUUAUCUUCUGUCAGGAAACCCAAAGGAGUGUGGUUCCCAGGCAGUCCCCCAUCCAGGCACUAUCCAUGCCCAACCCUGCUUAGCUUCAGUAGGUGGGUGGGUCUUCAGACCAUAUACCCCAGUAUGAGUCUUCCCACCCACUCACUGAAUAGCCAGUCAGGGUGCUCCAGGCAGCCUGUUUGUUGAGCAUUCAUCCUGAUUUGUUUGCAGAAAGAUUAGACAAUGAUGCCUACAUUGAGUAUUCAUGUUGGUUUGCUAGCAGGGGUGUUAGACGAUGUUGCAUCAAAGCAAGCACAACCUCACUUUUUCCAGUACGUUUUCCCUCCGCAUUUCUUAACACAAAAAGUCCAAUCUUUUGGGGGGAGUUGGUUUGUUGACACAAGACCUCCCGAAUGACUUAUUGCAGACCUGAAUUUGUUGGGUGUGCGACUGAAUCCCACCUGAAAAGUUUGAAAGCCCCUUCCAUCUCAGAACCAUGGAUAUACCAUGAAUGGGGGGGCGGGGUCAUUCAAAGCUUACCUAUAUAUUUUUCAUGCUGCUUUUGAAAAAUAAGCUCAUAUGCCAGGGGUCAGCAAACUUUUUCUGCAGGGGGCCGGUCCACUGUCCCUCAGACCUUGUAAGGGGCUGGACUAUAUUUUUGGGGGGGAGGGAAAAUGAAUGAAUUCCUAUGCCCCACAAAUAACCCAGAGAUGCAUAAAAUAAAAAGCAAUAAAAGCACACGUUCUACUCAUGUAAAAACACCAGGCUGGCCCCACAAAUAACCCAGAGAUGCAUUUUAAAUAAAAGCAUUAUAAAAACACGCUGAUUCCCGGACUGUCCGUGGGCCAGAUUUAGAAGGCGAUUGGGCCGGAUUCGAUCCCUGGGCCUUAGUUUGCCUACCCAUGUCAUACGCCAUCAGUACCUGACACAAGAAGUUAUUGUGAAAAUAUUGAACAAAGUCUAGGAUGGAUAAAUGGAUGGUGAGCGAUGAUUUGUAUUUCUUUAGCCAUCCUCUGCCAUUACAUACUGAUUACUCAUCACACCCAUCAUAGACAUUUUGUGGCACCCAAGCUAUCACAUCCUUUCCAAUAUUUGUUUAAAGGUGUUCUGUGCAUUUCAUAAUGCCUUGCCAUGGUACCAUUGUUGGUAAUAAUAAUGAUAAUAAUAAUUUAUUACUUAUACCCCACCCAUCUGGUUUCCCCAGCCACUCUGGGUGGCCUCCAACAAAAUAUUAAAAAUACAAUAAAGCAUCAAACUUUAAAAACUUCCCUAAACACGGCUGCCUUCAGAUGUCUUCUAAAAGUCAGAUAGUUGUUUAUUUCCUUGGCAUCUGGUGGGAGGGUGUUCCACAGGGUGGGUGCCACUACCGAGAAGGCCCUCUGCUUGGUUCCCUGUAAAUUCGCUUCUUGCAGUGAGGGAACUGCCAGAAGGCCCUCGGAGCUGGACCUCUGUGUCCGGGCUGCAUGAUGGGGGUGGAGAUGCUCCUUCAGGUAUACUGGGCCAAGGCCAUUUAUGGCUUUCAAGGUCAGCACCAACACUUUGAAUUGUGCUUGGAAACAUACUGGGAGCCAAUGUAGGUCUUUCAGGACCAGUGUUAUAUGGUCUCGGCGGCCACUCUCAGUCACCAGUCAACUGCCGCAUUCUGGAUUAGUUGUAGUUUCCUGAUCACCUUCAAAGGUAGCCCCACGUAGAACGCAAUGAAAGACCACUUUCAUUGUUUAGGGCACUGAGGGUUGUGUUCAACUCUGUCAUAUUUAAGAGUGGACCUAUUGAAAUCAGCAGACUUGAAAUAGUUGAGCCUGUUAAGUUCAACGGAUCUGCUCUUCAGUAUGUCUUAGUCUGAUGCAUCAAAUAGUCGAAAAGGUGGGUUUGGUAUCAACGGAGCUGGUGGCUACGGAAUAUUUCCCCCCUUAUUUUUUAAGAUUUAUUUAAAAUACAAAGUGGGGUGUGUGUAGAAUGAUACAAGAGGCAUGAGGCACAGAUGGCAUUAAACCAGCACCUUUAUGAAAUACAGUUAUUGCAACAACUAAAGCAAAUUUCACAGAAGAAUGUGCAUGUCCCCAAGGCCAGAGCUCAUGCCCUGCAUGCAACAUCGUCUUUCUCCUCAGCCAUAAAUAACUAUCCUCAAUUAACCUGGGGUACUUCUUCAUGAGUCCUGCUUUAUAUUAUUGUCAAGGGAGUGUUAAUGCUCCAGACCGAGCAUUAAAAAAAAAAAAUUAAAACUCUCAUAAUUCUAUGUUAUAAAUUCCGACAAGCACCUACAAUUCUGAUAUUUCUUUGUCAUUGAAAUAUUUUUUUAAUGGAUUACCUUAAAACACCCCAAAGCGAUUUGACAAUAAAGAGGACCACAGCGAUUAAACUUGCGUGAAAACAGUUUUGAGUCCAAUACUCAAACUGGGAUAAACAUCUCCACUUGAAAGGCUUGUCAGAGAAGGACCGUCUUUGAAAGGCGCCAAAAGGACAACAGGAGAUGGUGUCUGCCUGAUUUGUAACUGGAGGCAGUUCCAAUUUCACUUCCCCCCUUGGUUUUCCCUAAGGCCCAUGACACAUACAAAAACAUUGCCGUUGUUCCAUGUUCUGCAGCAAGUAAAAAUGAAUGGAGGAUGUGCGAACGUCUUGUGUGCUCCAGCACAUUGGUAGAGCACAUACUUUGCAUGUGUGAAGCUCCCAGAUUCAUGAUGAGUAAAGAGCAUUGCGUGGCGAGGCUCUGGGCCCCGCAGUUCCCUUAGACAAUUAACACAAGGACACAAAUAUUUAGGUCAGGCAUAGGCAAACUUGGCCCUCCAGAUGUUUUGGGACUACAACUCCCGUCAUCCCUAGCUAACAGGACCAGUGGUCAGGGAUGAUGUGAGUUGUAGUCCCAAAACAUCUGGAGGGCCGAGUUUGCCUAUGCCUGUAAAGUUUAGGUUAAUGGGAUAAACUAGGCCACAAAUUUACUGGUUACAGAUGUGAGCAGUUUGGCUUAGGCAUUGGGUGAAACUGGACUAUAUCCUGACUCCUGCCCAUCUGCAAGGAGUCUCAUAAGGGUAAACCACCGGUAGGGAGAGCCCUAUGAUAUACAUCAAAUCGGGGCACCCCCAGGGUACCUGAUGGGGUCAUGCUAAGGCCCUAGCCCAUGCCCAGGCUUUGGACAGGAACCAUGCCCCCUGGAUACCCUUAACGAGGAGGGGCAGGCAGAGGCAACAACCUCCCCUCCCAUAAACAAGGUUUACAAAGUAGGUGAAAACCAAAUGGCUGGUGCCAGUUUGCCAAGUGGAAAAAAUUCCUACCUGGCCCCAACAAUAUGGCGGCCGACCUUAGUCCAUAGCAAGGCCACUGUCAAGCAACGCAUGAAAAGAGGGCAGGUGGGCUGGGAGAUCCAGCGAGGAGGCGAAAGGAGGUCACCCCCCAGCCGUGCCGCUGUUUAAAUGGCUAGCGGCCAUGCCCCCCAGCUACUGCAAUUGGUCAGCCGGUGGGGUGAUGAGGCCAGGGGUCCCUAUGAUGCAGGUGGCAUCCCUCCACCCACAGCUGGGUCACUGGGAGGUCCUGGUUCCCCUCAAUGCCACCCCCCGGGAAGGGGAGUGGACUUGCAGAACAAUCUCCUGGUUAGCUUUUCCGGGACUAGUGGAGAUACGCCGCUGCCAAUUGUUUAACAAUGGUUUGGAGCCAAUUUCAGACUAUGGGUUAAAUGUGACCAGGAGCCCUAGUUAGCCAUAACCAUCGUUAAUAUUGCUGUUAAGGCCAUCAGGGAGGGGUGCGUGAAGGGGAAACAGGAAUUGAUCCUGCAUCUUGCUGUCAACUGCAUUAAGAAAUUGGCAAGGUUAGAUCUACGCUGGCCUAAACGUGGAGCAAAAUGAAUUCUUCUACAAUGCAGUUGACAGCUCGUAAGCCCAUUACUCUUACAGCACGUAACCGAACAAUUCCACGGGGAGUGAUUGUUACUGGUUAAAUAUACUGUGGCAACAACAGCAGAAAAAACAAACUUCCUUUACCGCCUUAUUCGAAAGAAAAAUAUUGAUGUUGUUGAGGGCCGUGCCUUGUUUAUCAAGUCUGUGCUAUGUGAACACUGAAUAAACACGAUGUCAACUCUUUGCAGGAAGAAAACGAAAUCCCGGCCAGCGUGUUUGUGAAAGAGCCUGUUCCCAGUAUUACUGACGGGAAGGAAGAGCCUGUUGAUGAGAACAAAACUUUGGAGGAAACCUUGCACACUGUAGAGCUUUCCUCAGAGGAUGAAGCACCCCAUGAUGAAGAGGGGGCAGACGAUAGCAUGGAUGAAAAAAUCGGGGAGACGAGAGCUGAGAAAAUCAAGAGGUCCAGCCUCAAGAAGGUGGAUAGCCUGAAGAAAGCGUUUUCCCGCCAAAAUAUCGAGAAGAAGAUGAACAAGUUCAGCACCAAGAUCGUCUCUCAUGAGAGGAGGGAGAAGAUUAAGAAGUCUCUCACCCCUAACCACCAAAAGUCCUCCUCAUCAAAAAGCUCAUCUUUCAAGGUCUCUCCCCUCACGUUCAACGUGAAGAAAGUUCGGGAUGGAGAUCCCUCUGCAGAAACGGAAGACAAGCCGGCAGAGGCUACCGGCAGUGAGCACACUGCAAACGAUGAGGAGACAUCCUUCACCGAGAUUCACUCCGACCUGGCCUCUCCCAGUUCUCUGGCGGAGGAAGGGAAAGCCUUUGCUGACUCCCUGGAAAGAGAAAAUGGGAGUGAAGGAGAUGCUGUGGUCAACAACAACAUCGAGCUCGCCAUCGUUGAAGAAGGAGAUGACUAUAGGGCUUCGCUCGAAAUCAGGCAGGAACUCUACGAUGAAAGGAGCAAACCGACCAGUGGGGAAAUGGAGCACUCUGAUGAAGAAUCAAGCCAGGCUGCUGUCCUCCACGUCAACCAAACUGCAUAAAUCGUCUGAGCCGCCUUUUAUGUUUCUAUGCGCAUUUUUUUUGUAGUUACAUCAGUAAAACAGGGCUGUUACACAAUAAACAAGGAGCAACAGUAACCUAAGGUGGAGUGGUUCUUUUUUGGACAGUUAGGUUUCCACAAAAGGCUAAUUUCAUACACUUAGACGGGAAAUGAGGUAAUUUAAAGGCAACUGCUGCAUUUUGAAGUCCAUUCCAACCUCUCUUGCACACAUCUAUUGGUUAUCGAUUUCAAAUUGCUGCAAUCAAUUGCAGGUGGAGAUGUACUUAAAUGAACCGGUUUAAAAGCAGCACUACCCUACAAAUUGAAUCAGGCUAAUAUCUGUUUCACUUCCACCCAAAGAAUCUGGGAAUUGUAGUUCAGUGAGGGUGCUGAGAAGUGUCAGAGAUUUUUCCCCUAAGGAAACUUCUACUCCCAGGACAAAAAAAGGGGAGGCUAUUAAACCUUUUGUUUGGGGGGGGGGGUCUUCCAUGUAGGCACAAUUUUCGUUGGUGAAAAGCUCUCCUAAGUGCUAAGUUCAUUCAAAUGCAUUCCCCAGUAUUUUUUCCUAGCCGUGCGCUGCUUGGGGAAAGCGAGUUUACACUGCAGAGGACGAGAGCUGCCUUCCACUUUGCUUGCUGUGCCCUUUUGUCCACAGAACUGCUGACUGGGAGAGUGUGCUUGUAUUGCCUUCUUUGUGAGUUAAUGAAGUGUGUGUUUGUGUGUGUGUGUCCCCGCUCGCUGUUUUUAAGCUGCGAACUGUGGGUGGUAAGCUGUGGGGAAGGGCUCUCGCUCUGUGACAGAGAGCACAUGUUCUCCGGGUUCAAUCCUGUCUGAAACCCUGGAGAGCCACUAGCGGUCAAUGUAGGCACACACAUAGCACACAUACAAGGAGACACACAGUCCCACGGCCUCCCCUCUUCAGCUGAUCUUAUUGCUCCCUCUCUGCUCAUCUGAUGGCCGCUCUGAUGACCAGGUAGGAGGCAAUUCGUUUCCUCAUCAGGGUGCUGGGCUCCUCCAGUGUGGUGUAGUGGUUCAGAGCGGUGGGCUCGUAAUCUGGUGAACCGGGUUCGCUUCCCCGCUCCUCCACAUGCAGCUGCUGGGUGACCUUGGGCUAGUCACAUUUCUCUGAAGUGUCUCAGCCUCACUCACCUCACAGAGUGUUUGUUGUGGGGGAGGAAGGGAAAGGAGAUUGUUAGCAGCUUUGAGACUCCUUAGGGUAGUGAUAAAUCAGGAUAUCAAAUCCAAACUCCUCCUCCUCCUCCUCCUCCAACCCCAGCACUUUUUAAUUUUCUUUUGGCUAAUGCCACAACCCAAACUAGUAGGGUUUUGGAAGGUGGCAGAAUCAGGUUCCAUUAUUUAGGGAUUGCCCCUGAUGCUAGCAAUACUGAAGAGUUGGACCAGCGGUCUGAUUCUGUAUAAAGCCGUUUCCUCUGUGUGUUUUUCCUCCCUAUAGUAGUGUUUGUGCAGUUUCCACCUAUUUCCCCUCCCUAUAAAGUACUUCAGUUUGUUUCCUCAUGUUAAUAUUUGAUGCGACUGAGCUACCAGGAUGCAACACAUUUUUAUUUUUAUUUUGUGUUGACCUUGUACAAGUUGAGGUGGUUUUUUAAAAAAAGGAUUCCCAUGUGGUGGUUUUGCCACAUCGAAAAGUAAUAUGGGAAAUAGGCAUUUCAGGGUGUUGAGGAACUUUGGGUUCCCUUCCAACUCUACGAUUCUAUGAGAAUUGAAUCUUUGCUGCUUUACUGUUAGUAACUACUGAGACAGAAUAGUUGGGCUGUUAACAUGAUCAACGCCAUAAUUGUCUUUGAGUUCAUUACUCUUGAGAAUUUCAUUUGAUCCGCCCCUGUUCUGCUCAGGGGAGAAAAAAUAUCUAGCAUUCCUACAGCAACAGUGCAAGUCUUGACGUGUCUACUCAGAAGUAAGUCCCAUUGAGUUCAGUAGCGCUUAAGCAGGUAUAGCAUUGCAGCCCUGGUAUAUUAGUUGAAUGUAAUGGCAGAUGAUGUAAUAAGCAUAUAUUCCAUGGAUCUCCCCCUCUAUGGAAAAUGGUGUCUUGGCCUGGUGAGAUGACACAUUUUUUGCACAUAAACCCAUGGACAUCUGCAAGAUACAUGUCUUACCUGAAGGGACGGGUGGGGAACCCCUUUUCAGCUACCUUCCAUAUGCAAAAGUGAGUGGAGCAAAAAAAAAAUAUUUAAAUUUUAUCUCAGUACACAUACUCACCCUCUCAGCCCAUCAUCCAGACCAGCAUGAUGGAAUGAGAUCAAGGCCUCAUUCCGUUCAGGCCAAAAGCACUUGAGAGGGUGCAGAGGAGAACCAGUGAGGGGUGUGUCCUGGCAGGAGGUUCCCUUAAACCUUAGGCAGACCGCACUGGUCGGUUUAGGAUGAAGCACCCUGUGUAAAGUACAGUGGGAAUAAGAUCUUGCUCUUGUAUAUUUUGACUCCUUAGGAUUAUUUAGACAGGGGGGAGGGAUGCUGUUCCUGGGCACACCUAUCUGUUGGGGAAGUUGUACUCCUUUGUAUUUUGUUCACGUUCCACAGGAGAGCUACCACAUGUUGGACCAGGCGAUAUUUAAGAGGUGAGGCAUGAUCAUGAAAACAAACUGGUUUUAUGUGUAAGCUUAGCAAUGUCUACAUAUGUUCCCUAGUUAAUUUGACUUCCUUUGUUCCAAGUAUGCUGAUUCAGUAACGAAUGUAUAUACGCAUAUAUAUAUAUAUUAUUAUUAUUAUUUUGUUCUAUGUUAAGAGAGAACUGUUGUUAUUAUUAAAAGAUGCUAUUUGCUUAAUGCAAUCUACUACGUCGAAAUGGCAAAAGGGAGAGGUAGGACUGUAAUCGUGGAAAUAGAUAAUGAAACAGAUUCAUAUAUAUAUAUAUGGACCCAACUACUGUAUCGCUGAGUGCAAUGUGAGGGACAGAUCGCCAUGUUGCAAUAUAAUCUGAUAAAAAGAAAGAGAGCACAUGAUGGGGGGAAAUGGAGGCUAGUCAGAUACAAACUAGACUUAUGAAGAACACACUUAAGUAGUACACAUGAACCAUUCUGGAAAUAUAUAUAUUUUCAUUCUACACCUGCACCAGAUGACAAGCAAGGGUAUUUUGAAAACUUCGCCAAUAUAUUAUUUUUUUUAUGUGUGUGUGUGUACAGGAGAUGGCCACAUUCCAGCCCAAAAUGACAUGUACCUUAACCCCCUUGAUUUUCGUGGGACUUGCGUAUGCGUAGCUGCAUUGGCCAUCGUCCAAAAUAUGCAGAUUGUUGGAAAACAUGGGGAAAUGAUGACCUCCACACAUGUGGCAAAUGUCCAACAGGAUGGACUAACCCCAGUGAAUGCUGAUAAGGGCCAUUAAGUAGCAGUCUAGUGAAUUUAGACCAUCUUCAUAUUUUUGGACGUGAGCCAAAUGCAUGAGGGAUUGUCAACACGCCCUUGCCAUUUUUGAAAGUUCCUAGAUUUUGAACGUUCACUGUGAUGUGUAAGAUUUGUCUUCAGAUGGAAAUAUAUGAUUCUUUAAAAGUGGGUGGAAUGUUUUCUUUUUCCGCGGGUGAUGUCAAAAGAUGUUACAUUUUGUUGCGUGUGUUGUUUUGUGUAUUGUGUGAAAUGAGAUAUAAAUGGCAAUGAACACGACCCACCAGGGAAUUUUCUCUGUUCAGGCUCAAUGUUAAUACCGUUGUGGAGAUACAUCUGCAAUCUUUUGCAUCUUGAAGUAUGCACUGGACUUCACAAUGAUACCGCGUUUGAAUUUCCUGCAAACGUUACGCUUUUCAACCAAAAUCUGGACAUCUUCAGAAACGAAACUGCAUUCCUCUUGCACCUUAUUUUCAAAUCCUCCAUUCCACUUUACAAUCACAAACGUAAACUAGCAGUCAACCUACUAGUGCCUGACAAUUGUAUUUUGUUUUAUAUGCAAUCUUCCCCCUUCCCCUUUUAAUACUGAUAAGUCUGCUUUUACAUAAUAUUGCACUAAAGCAUUGCGCUUUUUUUGGAAAGAUAUUAUUUAGAAAUACAAAUUAAAGAAGUCUAAGAAAAUCUAUUGAUGGCAGUGAGCUAUUCCAUGUGGGGAGCUUCGCGCAAUCAUUUUAAGUGUCACUGGAUGUUUGAUCAGAGUUGAUUUUUUGAGCAGGGCUAGAGAUGGUUAAACUUUUUUUAAAAAAAAUCAAUAUUACGAGAGAGUUGCAAUCAGUAGAUAUAACUGUGAUAUUAUCCACACAGAUUCAUCUUAUUUUGAAUUAACAACAAUGCCUGUUACUAACCACAGUUGUGAUUAAGUAAAUAAAAAUCAAGUUGCAUUAAAU